Protobothrops mucrosquamatus (brown spotted pit viper) is the source of this 606-nucleotide messenger RNA. RefSeq names its product ohanin-like protein. Lineage: Eukaryota; Metazoa; Chordata; Lepidosauria; Squamata; Viperidae. Gene Ontology annotation, molecular function: protein binding. The record is from RefSeq and is a predicted model, not a curated record.
AUGUCUCCUUCUGCUGGGUUCCAAUUUAGUCUGAACUUCCUACAAACAAAGAAAGUCCCGUGGAAGCUCACAGGACUCUGUUACAUACUCCUGUUCACACUAUGCUUUUUUGCUGACCAGGAAAAUGGUGGAAAAGCUCUAGCUUUACCCCCUGGGAUAUGGAAAAAAGCUGAUGUGACGUUUGACUCAAACACAGCAUUCAGCUCACUGGUUGUGUCAGCAAACAAGAAGACUGUGAAAAAUGUGGCUGUCCCCCAAGUUGUGCCAGACAAUCCAGAGAGAUUCAACAGCAUCCCCUGUGUGCUGGGGUCUCCUGGAUUCCGAUCAGGGAAACAUUACUUCGAAGUGAAGUAUGGCACACAAAGGGAAUGGGCUGUUGGGGUAGCUGGGGUGUCUGUGAAGAGAAAAGAAAAUCUCAACCUUGUCCCUGAAGAACGGAUUUGGCAAACGGGCUCUGGAAAGAUUAUUGUGUUUGUGGAUUACGAUGGGGGAAAUGUGUUUUUUGACAUCAAUAGUAACAUCACUACCCUCAAGGCCAGUUUCAAUGGGGAGAAAGUUGUACCCUUUUUCUAUGUAGGGAACAUUGUUUCACUCACAAUUCUUUAA